AAAAACAAUUUCUGAUAAAUUGAAAAGUGCAAUAAAGAACGAAACUUGCUGUACAAACAAAAGUCAAACAGGAUGUCCAAAGUGACUGUGCAGGAUAUAGAGGCCGUCGACGAUUAUUGGGGGCCCACAUUUCGUUCCAUACUAGAGGGUAACAAUAGCAAAGCUAUUAGUGAACAAUUGGAUCAGCGCAUACGCAGUCAUGAUAAGGAAAUUGAGCGCAUAUGUAAUCUGUACUAUCAGGGAUUCAUAGAGUCCAUACAGGAGCUGUUGCAGGUGCGCACACAAGCUAAGCAGUUGCACGAUGAAAUACACUCCUUGGACACAUCCCUGCACCAGAUGAGCGCCUCCCUUAUUCAACAAGGCAAUGAAUUGGUGCGGGCACGGCAGAUAGAAUCCAAUUUGGCCAGCGCCAUUGAGGCGCUCAAAUCUUGCCUACCCGCACUGGAGUGCUAUCUGAAGUUCACGCAACAAACGAGCAACAAACAAUAUUAUCAAUCCCUACGAACACUUGAGACGCUGGAGACGGAGCAUUUGGCACAUUUGCAGAACUAUCGCUUUGCCACACAAAUGCGCCAGGCCAUUCCGGUUAUCAAGGAGAAUAUCAGACGUUCGGCCGAGUCCGAUUUUCGUGAAUUUCUCGAAAACAUACGAAAAUUUUCGCCACGCAUUGGCGAGGUGGCCAUUAAGCAUAUAAAGCAGCUACAGAAGCGCGACAUAAAUGCAAUUAUAGAGGAGCAUAAGCAGCAGGCAUCGAAUGGUAGUGGAGGUGGAGACGAUGAUGGCGGUAAUGUGAGCGCCCAGGAUUUGAUUGAUUUCUCACCAAUUUAUCGCUGUCUGCACAUCUACAUGGUGUUGGGACAGCGCGAAUACUUUGAGAAGGAUUAUCGGCAGCAGCGUAGGGAUCAGGCCAAACUGGUGUUGCAACCACCGCCCAAUAUGCAUGAUAAUCUGGAGGCUUAUAAGACCUAUAUAUGUGCCAUUGUGGGCUUCUUUGUGGUCGAGGAUCAUGUAAAAAACACAGCUGGUGAUGUGGUUACCAGCACCUAUCUGGAGGAUCUGUGGUCUACUUCGUUGACCAAAUUUGUCAACGAGAUUAGCAUGAGUUCUUCCUCUUGCACAGAUCCCAAUAUUCUGCUGCGCAUCAAGAAUCUGAUUAUGCUCUCCAUAAACACUUUCAAAUGCUACGGCUACACAGUCAACAUACUUUGGGAGUUGUUGCACAAUAUGCGGGAUCAUUAUAAUGAGGUGCUGCUGCAACGUUGGGUGCAUGUUUUUCGCGACAUACUGGACAAGGAACAGUUUUUGCCGAUGAUUGUGGAAAACACGGAAGAAUACGAAUCAAUUAUAGAACGUUUUCCAUUUCACUCCGAGCAGCUGGAGAACGCGCCGUUUCCAAAAAAGUUCCCCUUCUCACGAAUGGUGCCCGAAGUUUAUCAUCAGGCCAAGGAGUUUAUGUAUGCGUGCAUGAAGUUUGCUGAGGAGUUGACGUUGUCGCCCAAUGAAGUGGCUGCCAUGGUACGGAAAGCGGCCAAUUUAUUGCUCACAAGGAGCUUCAGCGGUUGUCUUUCAGUGGUAUUCCGUCAGCCAAGUAUUACACUCACCCAACUGAUACAAAUUAUAGUCGACACGCAGUAUUUGGAUAAGGCGGGUCCCUUUCUGGAUGAGUUUGUGUGUCAUAUGACCAAUACGGAACGCAGUAUUUCACAGACGCCUUCGGCCAUGUUCCAUGUGGCGCGUCAGGAUGCCGAGAAGCAAGUGGCUGUGCGAAUUUGCUCGAAAGUCGAUGAGUUCUUCGAGCUGUCCGCCUAUGAUUGGUUGCUGGUCGAGCCGCCGGGCAUAGCUUCGGCCUUUAUAACGGACAUGAUUUCAUAUUUGAAGAGCACCUUCGAUAGCUUCUCCCACAAGCUGACGCACAUCGCCCAAGCUGGUUGUCGACGUACUUGCGAGCACAUUGCCGAUAAAAUCUACUCCAUAUUGUAUGAUGAGGAAGUUAAACAAAUCUCUACGGGUGCCCUUACCCAAAUCAAUCUGGAUCUGAUGCAGUGUGAAUUCUUUGCCGCCUCUGAACCCGUACCUGGUUUGCGUGAAGGCGAACUUACUAAAUAUUUUCUACGUAAUCGCCAAUUGCUAGAUCUCCUAAUACUCGAAGAAUGGAGCACCUAUUUGCAUGACUACGGCAAGCAGGAUAAUCGCUAUCACUUGGUUCAACCGCAGUCCAUUAUUGUUAUAUUGGAGAAAAUACGUGAGGCAGAUAAGAAGCCAAUUUUCUCGCUGGUGCGCAAAAAUGAUAAAAAGAAACUGUUGGAAACGGUGCUGAAGCAACUCAAGCAUCUCGCUGAUCGCCAGAGUUAGAUUCCACAUACAAAUACAUUCUACUUAUUUAUGUACUCGUACGCAAGUAGUUUUUUAUUUCAUUUUAUUUAUGCUAAUUUGAGUUCCCCACUUGUACGGGAAAAAAAUGUCUAAAUUUAUUAUUACUAUUGCGUUUUGUUUUGAUUUUCGAUUUGUUUUUAUAAAAGACAAAGUUUCUCUAAUAUUCGCAUGCAGCAGCCGCUAAUACGAAUUUUAAUUUUUUUUAAGUAUAUAUAGAUGUUGAAUUUCAAAUUUUAUAUACAAGGAAAGCGCAGCAGUAAAAACUGAAGAAAACUCACAAA
Messenger RNA from Scaptodrosophila lebanonensis, 2654 nucleotides. It is a transcript of the gene Sec15, whose product is annotated as exocyst complex component 6. The coding region runs from base 73 to 2352 and encodes 759 amino acids. NCBI's taxonomy places the organism in Eukaryota, Metazoa, Arthropoda, Insecta, Diptera, Drosophilidae. Gene Ontology annotation, cellular component: membrane; exocyst. The record is from RefSeq and is a predicted model, not a curated record. Gene Ontology annotation, biological process: Golgi to plasma membrane transport; intracellular protein transport; exocytosis. The transcript is spliced from 3 exons.